UAAGAAUAUUGUGUAAAAUGUGAUCGAAAUUUUUUUCUGAACAAAACAUUGAAUAAGUGUGUACAUAGGUGCUUCGAACUAUAAAUGACCAUGUGGUAUUUUAUUUGAACAGUCUUUUUAUCACCAGGAAGUUGAAAUUAGUUUACAUAAGGUAAAAUAAAGAAGUUACACAAAGUUUUAAAAAUGUCAUUUUUUGAUGUGCCAGGUGGUCAUUCAAUCACUGCAUACAACCCUACGAAUGACUACAAUGACUAUAACAACUACAAUACACCUUUUGGGCAGGAUGAAAGCACAGCUGCAUCGGCUAUUCUACCUGAUACUGAUAAUAAUGACAUUGCAGCCAAUGAAUUAACAAAUGCAAAUUCUGAACAAAUUCAAUCACAAAGUGCUGAACUGCAGCCAGUGUCUUCUGCUGAAGAGCCGGAAGAAGCACCUGUCAUAGAUAUUGUUAUUAACAAUGUGGUCUGUUCAUUUGCGACAAAAUGUCAUCUGAAUCUCAAGCAGAUAGCAUUAGAAGGAUACAAUCUCGAGUAUAAAAGAGAACAAGGAAUGAUCAGCAUGAAACUGCGUAAACCUCAUACAACUGCCAGUAUAUGGUCGUCGGGAAAGGCCACGGUAACAGGAGCCAGUAGCGAGGAGGAUUCUCAUAAAGCCGCAAGGAGAGUUGCACGAAUCUUACAAAAGAUGGGGUACUCAGUCAAGUUCUGUCGCUUUAAAGUUGUCAAUGUACUGGGGACGUGCACGAUGCCAUUUGCAAUACGCAUCACAGCUUUCUCUCGGGACCAUAGGGAAGAUGCAAGUUAUGAACCAGAACUCCACCCAGGUGUAACAUAUAAGAUAAAAUCUCCAAAGGCUACACUGAAGAUAUUCUCCACAGGCAGUAUUACUAUUACAGCACCAAGUGUAAGCAAUGUGCAGUCAGCAGUUGAGCAUAUAUUCCCGUUAGUUUACAAUUAUCAAAUGGACAAGAAGUCUGUUCCUAAAGCAGAAAUACAGAAAGUUGAAACUCACAUGUUCGCUGCCAAACCCAAAAAAUCUGCCGGAUAUAUUUCUAACAAAGCAAAGGAGGCAUAUCAGAAAUACCUCAACGAAGAUAGUGAUGAUGAAGACAUUGAUGAAGAUGAGGCUGAGAUUGACUCGGAUGAUGAUUUUGAUAGUGAUAGUUCAUAAGAGUGAUAUCUUUCUGAAAUGUGUUAUGUUUUUGUUAUAAAGAUGUAUUCUUUACUGUAAGCAUUAGAUAAGGUCACAAAAAGUGGGACUUCAUUUUAUAGAGGCACCUGUAUAAACCUGGAGUUUGUAAAGUUGUACAUGUGAAAUGCAUAGAUAUGUUCUUAGUAUCCUAAUGUAUGUAUGUGAUGAAUAUUGGAUACGUAUCCAAUAUUGGGAAUUUGUUAUGUAUCUAUUGGAUAACCUCUUAUUGUAUGGUUAAUGGCUACAUGAACAACAUAUCCAAUGGAUGUCAUGCAUCAACUGGAUGAAUGGGCAAAAGCUACAUGUAAUGCACUAGACGAGGCUAAUGCAGCAUUUAUUGAGAAGAAUCCACAAUUCAGAGAUAAUUCAUCUGUUUUGAAAGAUACGUUGAUGUACAAAAUGAGCCAUUUUUGAUUUAAGAGCCCCAUUCUCAAUCAUGCAUAAUAAAUGCGAAACAUAGAAUUUAAUAACUUUAGCCAAAUAUCAAUAAAAGGUCACCGAGUUGUUCCAUUAGAAAUCAGGCUGAUCAUUAGCUCAUGUGACGACAA
Molecule: messenger RNA, 1739 nt
Organism: Owenia fusiformis
Lineage: Eukaryota; Metazoa; Annelida; Polychaeta; Sabellida; Oweniidae
Source: the annotation of a GenBank genome assembly